AUUUCAGACUUGAGUAUGGAGAUGUAUGAGAUCCUUGGAAAAGUGGGAGAGGGAAGUUACGGAACGGUAAUGAAGUGUAAACACAAGGAAACAGGACAUAUAGUUGCCAUUAAGAUAUUUUAUGAAAAAACAGAAAAAUCUGUCAACAAAAUUGCAAUGAGAGAGAUAAAAUUCCUGAAGCAAUUUCGUCAUGAAAACUUGGUCAAUCUGAUUGAAGUCUUCAGACAAAAAAAGAAAAUUCAUUUAGUAUUUGAAUUUAUUGACCACACAGUUUUAGAUGAGCUGCAACACUAUUCUCAUGGACUGGAUAGUAGAAGACUUAAGAGAUAUCUUUAUCAGAUUCUUCGAGCAAUUGAUUACCUCCACAGCAACAAUGUCAUUCACCGUGAUAUUAAACCUGAAAACAUUUUGGUUUCACAAACUGGAAUAACUAAGCUUUGUGAUUUUGGAUUUGCUCGGACUUUAGCAGCCCCAGGUGAUAUUUAUACUGAUUAUGUAGCUACAAGAUGGUACAGAGCUCCAGAGUUGGUGUUAAGAGAUACAACAUAUGGGAAACCUGUGGACAUCUGGGCUUUAGGUUGUAUGAUUAUCGAGAUGGCCACUGGCAACCCCUAUCUACCCAGCAGCUCUGAUCUAGAUCUACUUCAUAAAAUUGUGACCAAAGUUGGAAACUUGACACCUCACUUUCAGAGUAUUUUUAUAAGGAGCCCAGUUUUUUCAGGGAUGGUUCUUCCUGAAGUUCAGCAUCCUAAAAGUGCAAGAAAAAAAUAUCCCAAACUCAGUGCACUACUUGCAGAUAUGGUUCAUGCUUGUUUACAAAUGGAUCCUGCAGACAGGAUAUCAUCUGCUGAUUUGCUACAGCAUGAAUAUUUCACCAGAGAUGGUUUUGUUGAAAAAUUCUUACCAGAAUUGAAAAGCAAAUUACUACAAGAAGCAAAGCUGAGUUAUCUUUCAAAAUUCAGAGACAAUAACAAAGAGAUUGAACAAAUGAAAGAAGAAAAGAGAAUAGUUCAUAUUAACAUAUCUCAGAAUGGUCCUGUUAUGGUAAAGGAAAUGGAAAAAGACAAAAAGUCAAAGGAGAUCAAGAUCAAAGGUAUUAAAGUGAAAGCGGGGAAAUCUGAACUUUCAGAGUUUAAAAGAAAUGAACAAGAAGAUGCUGUUUCACAGUGGGUGACUUUGUCUCAGAAUGCUCUCAACUUACCUCAUGAGAGCAGCAAACCCACAAUUGGUGAUGGUACCAGCUUGAUAACAGUUGGCAUUGAUGCUGGUGGGAUAAAGGAUGAAGCUCCACAGACACCCUGUACAACAAUGCCACGGAUACAUCCAAACUGUGGGAAUCUUACUGGAAAUUUCAGUUCACAUUUCCUGUGUCCUAAUUCAAGACUUCCAGAAAAAGCAAAAAAACGGCGAAGUCCUUGGCCAUCAGUAGGACAAAUAGGUUCAAACAGUCGUCAGGAAGAUGGAAUUAUGACUCAAAACCAAAUGGACAAAGUAUCCCUGUAUGAAAGAGCUGUUCAAAUUGAUCAAAUGGUGAACAUAAACAGGAAGAAACGCAACAUUUCAAGAUGUGAGAAAAGAGAAAUUCACUUGCCAGAACUAAAUACAACAGGGCAACAGAAAGAAUUAAAAGCAAUGGAAAUCAAACAGGUAAGGGUGCUGAAAAGGGAGUCAAAGAAAGCUGAAAUAUCCAAAAUACCAUCUUUACAAAAUCCGGAUCAGAAUCGUGAAAAACGAGAAGCUAAAGAAAUCUUAACAAAGGAAUCCAAUGUUCAAGAAGUAAGAUGUCCAGUAACAGUUUGUGGAGAUGUCCAUGGACAAUUUCACGAUCUCAUGGAACUUUUCAGAAUUGGAGGCAAAUCACCAGAUACAAAUUACUUGUUUAUGGGAGACUACGUUGAUAGGGGAUACUAUUCUGUUGAAACAGUAACACUUCUGGUAGCGCUUAAGGUCCGUUACCGUGAACGCAUCACAAUCCUUCGAGGGAACCAUGAAAGCAGGCAAAUCACUCAAGUGUAUGGUUUCUAUGAUGAGUGUUUAAGGAAAUACGGAAAUGCAAAUGUCUGGAAAUACUUCACAGAUCUUUUUGACUAUCUUCCUCUUACUGCUUUGGUGGAUGGACAGAUUUUCUGUCUACAUGGAGGACUGUCUCCAUCUAUAGAUACACUGGAUCAUAUUAGAGCACUUGAUCGUCUUCAAGAAGUUCCACAUGAGGGUCCAAUGUGUGAUUUGCUGUGGUCAGAUCCUGAUGAUCGGGGUGGUUGGGGUAUUUCUCCUCGAGGAGCUGGAUAUACUUUUGGACAAGAUAUUUCAGAAACUUUCAACCAUGCUAAUGGCCUUACGUUGGUUUCAAGAGCUCAUCAGCUGGUAAUGGAGGGAUAUAACUGGUGUCAUGAUCGGAAUGUAGUAACAAUUUUUAGUGCUCCAAAUUAUUGUUACCGUUGUGGUAACCAAGCUGCAAUUAUGGAGCUUGAUGAUACUUUAAAAUAUUCAUUUUUGCAGUUUGAUCCAGCACCACGCAGAGGUGAACCACAUGUUACUCGUCGCACCCCAGACUACUUUCUGUAAUGAGAUUUUCCACUUGUACAGUAUUGCCAUGAACCAUGUGUUGACCUAAAGGAACAUGGGAAGAGCAACAGUAACUCCAAAGUGUCAGAAAACAUUUAACAUUGAAACCUGUUUUCACAUGGACCAAAAGAUGUGCCAUAUUGAAAUUCAAAGCCUCUUGUCUGUCAGCGACUGUGACCACUUUAGAAUGAACCAGUUCAUUGCAUGCUUGAAGCAACAUUGUUGGUCAAGAAAUCAGUUUCUGGCAUAGUUCUACUUGUAGUUACUUUUGCUUUCUCUGAGAGACUGCAAAUAUUAAUAUGUAGACAUUUAACACUUCGUGAAUUACAAGUAACUUUCCUUUUAGCUUUAGCUUUCCAGCAUGAUUGUAGAUAAGAAUAGCAAACUAUCAUUGAAGCUUAAUGAACAUUUUAAAUAAGCACCAAGACUGACUUUUCUUAUUUGUGUUCUUAUUUUGUUUUUUAGAGAAACGAUUUAAUUUAAUUGUAUUAUUGUUUCAUCUGAACUCUGUUCCCACUCCCAUUUUUCUCUCACACAUUUCCUUUACAAAGUGUUCCAUGUAUGUGUUCUUCAUAGUGAAUUACUUUGAAAGAACAAUUUAUUUCUGUAAGAUGUUGCUGCAGGAGAGUGUUGCAGCAUUUUUCAUAAUAAACUUGUGAACUAAGUUUGGAAGAUGUAUUGCAAGCACAUAUCAUGUUGUAUUUAAUAAAAAGUAGCUUUUAUGUCUCUUUGAACCUUUGAAAGACCAAAACAAGACUAAGUCACAAACAAGCUGAUUUCAGGAAACAUUACAGUACAUAAAAAUCAUAAUCUAAGGAUCAGAUUUUGUAAUCUGAUAUAUUAGGCAAAUAAUUAUUGCCAUAAUUCUGUAAGCAUUUUUCAAACACCUAGGGAGAAAGCUAUUCUUUGAAAUGGAUAUUAUGACAUUUAAUUCUAUAUUUAAAGUGAAAAGGUCUCCAUUGUGAAGUUAAAUCUAACUUCAUCUAAGCAUGGUCUUAAAAAUUAUAUAUCCUCAAUGUUCCUGAUGAAAUCUACUUUUUUUUGCUAUACUUGUAAACAAAAUAUGAGCUUUUGUGCUACUGAAUGAAAAAUGGGAAGGAACUGGUGAGAUCAUAAAUCAAUCUCAAUACUCUGCACCCAUUUUUAGUAGUAGCAGUCUCUCAUACCCAUUACUCUCAUGCCCAGCUUACUUUCCUUUGGUUUGACCAGAAGGCAGUGAGUAAGUUAUAGACUAAAUACUCCAAAUACUUGCUGAAUAUAUUCUGAUCACAGAACUUGGGAUAUUUAAAUAGCUAGGAAAAAUGAAUCUAUUAUAAUGGAAGUUAAAUUCUUACUUGUAAUUGUUGGUAUCACACAUUUGUUGAAUGAUGAUGAAAAUAGUGUAACAAUGGGGAUAUACCAACAAGCCACCUGUAACUGAUUGUCUCAAAUGUGAAAAUCAAAACAUGUAUUAACAGUGAUUUCCUCUUACUUUGUAACUAGUGUUUUUACUUACCAUUCAAUAAAGUAGUAACAGAAUAA
Messenger RNA from Notechis scutatus (mainland tiger snake), 4086 nucleotides. NCBI's taxonomy places the organism in Eukaryota, Metazoa, Chordata, Lepidosauria, Squamata, Elapidae. The record is from RefSeq and is a predicted model, not a curated record.